GUAAAGAGUAAGGUACCUGUUUUAAGGUUGUUUACCAGAAGGUUAGUUAAAUGUAUAUAGCUCCAGGGUGUAGUUUAGAUAUGCAUCCAAAGGUGCCUGCUAGCUACAACUUGUCCGAUUGCCAUGUUAGAUUUCAUAACAUUCACAGCCUGAGGGGCACCACAGAUUUGCAUAUAACUUUGGAUCCUGUACAAACUAGGCCCUGAAAGGUUAAAAUCGUCAAUUAAAUCCUUAGUAUAUCCAGUGACACACACUUUUUGGUAUUUUUCCAAUUCCGUCUCAAUGUUAAAGUGACAUAGAAAUAGCAAUAACACCGAUAAAGGCCUAACACUGACAUAUGAGAACGGGAGGAGUUUCUCUCUGUCUUUAGGGUGCCACGCAACUAGAAGAAGCUAGUAAAUCAGUGGCUUGUUCCUUUGCAUCUGACAGUCAUGGAAGCUGAACGAUACAGGUGAAUCACAGUAAAGGAACGAGGGAAGCGGGAAUGAGGAGAUUUUUCAGAGCGCAUAGCUACAGCGAUGAAGACAACAGUCAGAUCCAGUACCUGACGGCUAAGUGUAACCGUCUGACACAUGAAAAAGUGCUGGAGAGGGAAUGCAUGGGGGCCAGGGAGAGAGAGAGGAGCCUGCAGAAUGAGCUGGAGGCUCUGUCCACACAGCUCUGCCAACAGGAGCAGGUCAACAUAGAUUUGAUGUUCAAACAUGAUCAAAUGCUCGGCAGGGUCCAUCAUGAACAGCAACGGGUACAUCUUGUGGUGGAGGAGAGCUUCAGAGAUGCUGCACUGCUGGGCCUACAGCUGGAACAGGUCAACUCGGAGCUACUGCACCUGCAAAGUUCUGAGGUGCAGCUGGAAGGCCUGGUGGAAGAGCUGCACACGGAGGACCUGCAGAGAGCUGCAUUGACAGAGGACCUUCAGGUGCAGCUGCACAGUAAGGUAUUGGAGUUGGAAGAGCUUCAGUGCUGCUACGCUGCCAACACCCAGGAGCUGGAGGAGCUGCGUAGCGCCAACCAGAGGAAGGUGCAGGGACUGCAGCGGGAGAACGAGUGCAGCCUGAAGAAGCUCCAGGAGACGGCCGAGCAGUUUGAGUGGCUGUGUGAACAGCAGCGCUACUGGAUGUGCUGUGUCAAGAGAUUCAAAGACUGCCUGUCAGAGGAGAAGGACUCUCUGGUGCAGCAGGUGAAACGGUUGGAGAAGGAGGUAGCAGAGCUGAGGAAGAGCUCAGAGAGCACCACCCAGAUGCUGUGCUGCCCCCUAGAGGACACAGUCAGCCAGCACUGUGACAGAAUGCCCUCUUGGGAAUCCGGUAAGAUGGCUGACCUGCAAACCCAGGUGGACAAAUGGAGAAAGCUGUAUGAGGACCUCUUCAGCCAGUUCACACCCCACCAAGGGGGGCACGUUGUCGACGGAUACCAAAAACCUCCUUGAGGUCAGAAGACCAUGAAAUCCAUCUAUUUUUCUUCAACCCAGUGGAGGCACUCCUAACUUUUGGCUGUUUGUCUCGCUACUCAACUGUUGCUGAGAACCAUACAACCUCACCGUUCUGUUGUUGUCAUUGUUUAAAUGUCUUGAAACCACUGCAUGACCAUGACUGUACUGGAGUGUGAUAUGCCACUUUGUUACAGUCUUUUGGUAUGAGUAUUACAGUGUUCUCCUAUUUGGACACUUUCCUGUCAUUGUCUAUUUUCAGACACACUGGUGGAACAUAGUAAAUCAACAAGUAAAAACACCUGA
This is a messenger RNA of Oncorhynchus kisutch (coho salmon), 1732 nucleotides long. Its product is annotated as hyaluronan mediated motility receptor. The coding region runs from base 485 to 1426 and encodes 313 amino acids. The record is from RefSeq and is a predicted model, not a curated record. The transcript is spliced from 7 exons. Gene Ontology annotation, molecular function: hyaluronic acid binding. Lineage: Eukaryota; Metazoa; Chordata; Actinopteri; Salmoniformes; Salmonidae. Gene Ontology annotation, cellular component: membrane.